GGCCGGAGCCGCAGGCGGGGAAGGCGGCAGGAGGCUGGGCGAGUGAGGCCCCGGAGGGAGGCGGAGGCAGGCAGGCAGGAGACUCCCCCCCCCGCAGAUGCGCCCGCCCUCGGCCGCCCUGCCGCGCCAUGUCAUCCCCGCAGCUGCUGCGCAUUGAGCUCCCCAACUUCGGCAGCACCGUGCUGGGCGCCCUGAACGAGCAGCGGCUGCUGGGCCUCUACUGCGACGUGUGCAUCGUGGUGAAGGGCCAGGCCUUCAAGGCCCACCGCGCCGUGCUGGCGGCCAGCAGCCUCUACUUCCGCGACCUCUUCAGCGGCAGCGGCAAGAGCACCUUCGAGCUGCCCGGCUCCGUGCCGCCCGCCUGCUUCCAGCAGAUCCUCGCCUUCUGCUACACCGGCAGGCUCACCAUGGCGGCCAGCGAGCAGCUCGUGGUCAUGUACACCGCCGGCUUCCUGCAGAUCCAGCACAUCGUGGAGAAGGGCACCGACCUCAUGUUCAAAGCCAGCUCGCCCCACUGCGACUCCCAGACGGCCGCGAGCGAAGAGCCCGGCUCCGCGCCGCACAGCCCCACCAACCCCGCGCAGCAGCAGGCCGCCGCCCCCGGGCCCUACCUCGUCUCCCCGGCCCUGCCCAUCCCCCUGCUCAGCCGCGUCAAGCACGAACAGACGGAGCUGCCGCCCGCAGCCGCCAAGAGGGCCCUGGAGGCCCCUGCCCUGAAGUUGUCCCGCGUCUCCUACUAUGGAGUGCCCAGCCUCGCCUCUCUGCUCCCAAGCGCGCCCCCGGGGCCCUACUCGCAAGGGGAGCGCACCAGCCCCGGCGGCAGCAGCAGCAUCCCGACCACCGACAGCCCCACCUCCUAUCACAACGAGGAGGAUGAAGAGGAGGACGAAGCUUACGACACCAUGGUGGAAGAGCAGUAUGGGCAGAUGUUCAUCAAAGCCACGGGGGGCUAUACAGGGCCUCCAGAGAAACCAGAACAGGUGCCACUAGAGAGCCGCUCCUGUGUCCUCAUUCGCCGAGACUUAGUUGCUCUCCCAGCAAGUCUCAUCAGUCAAAUUGGAUAUCGGUGCCAUCCAAAACUCUACUCAGAAGGAGAUCCUGGAGAGAAACUUGAACUUGUUGCAGGUUCUGGUGUCUACAUCACCCGUGGGCAGCUGAUGAACUGUCACCUGUGUGCAGGUGUGAAACACAAAGUCCUCCUGCGGCGCCUCCUGGCAACAUUCUUUGACAGGAACACUUUGGCCAACAGCUGUGGGACAGGAAUCCGGUCUUCCACCAGCGACCCCAGCCGGAAGCCCCUUGACAGCAGGGUGCUCAAUGCCGUGAAACUGUAUUGUCAGAAUUUUGCUCCAAGUUUCAAGGAAAGUGAAAUGAACGUCAUUGCAGCUGACAUGUGCACAAAUGCCCGGCGAGUACGCAAGCGUUGGCUUCCAAAGAUAAAGUCCAUGUUGCCAGAGGGAAUGGAGAUGUAUCGCUCCGUCAUGGGUUCCACCACCAACAGUGUCCCUUUGGACCCUGAAUUCCAGCCCUCUACUGCUCAAACGUUUGAACAACGGAUCUUUGCAGAGAGGAGGAGCGAUUCUGGAACAAUCAUGGCCCUGAGAACUAACACUGCAACUAUAGAUCAGAGCAACGGAUCGGGCCAAUUGUUUGAGCCAAGUGAUGAUGCUGAAGGGGCUAGCUCUGUCCUGCAGGAGACCGCUCUGCCGGAGUCGGUGGCUUCAGACAGCCAAAGCACCACGCAGCCUUUUGAUCAAGGAUCUGGUUCCGCCAGCCGGCCAGAAACUCCUGUAAGACGGCAGGAAGGUACAUAUGGAGGAGGGACUUUGUGAAAGAGAAGAGGAGGCCAGCCCCUUCGCCUUGAGAGAUCUAUACUACUAAAGCUGCUUGCAUGCAUUAUUAAUACAAAAAUGUGAUCCAACCAUUUA
Messenger RNA from Heteronotia binoei (common prickly gecko), 1928 nucleotides. It is a transcript of the gene NACC2, whose product is annotated as NACC family member 2. Lineage: Eukaryota; Metazoa; Chordata; Lepidosauria; Squamata; Gekkonidae. The coding region runs from base 129 to 1832 and encodes 567 amino acids. The record is from RefSeq and is a predicted model, not a curated record. The transcript has 6 exons. Gene Ontology annotation, biological process: regulation of transcription by RNA polymerase II. Gene Ontology annotation, molecular function: DNA-binding transcription factor activity, RNA polymerase II-specific; RNA polymerase II cis-regulatory region sequence-specific DNA binding; protein binding.